AUGAGCCUUCCUCUGUUCAUCUCUAUCGUCUCGCUCUUCUGGCUCGCUCUCCACCGCUACCUCAAGACGUCAACGCGUGCUCGAUCAUUACUUCCUUCGCAUGCGCUGACGCGCCGCACGCACUCAGACAUCACUCUCAAGGGCGUGUACCUCCACUACGAGUACACAGGGCUCAAUGUUGUACAUGCAAGACUUGGAAGAUGGAUGGCGGAUGGAAGUCGUAGGAGUCUACGACGCGUGGUCGUGGGCGUCUACGAGGUUGGGGUGGUCCUGGGGAUAUUGGGGAUGGUCGUCGGACUUGGGCUUAUGGGAAGGAUAGCAAUAAGCCUUUCGGGACAGCUACUAGCUACUACCGACACACAAUACAAUCAUGAUUCUGUCACGAAUGCAUCAAUGGGAUUGUUUAAACGCACCCUUGUUGAGGAUGCCGCUGUCCAACCAGUCGGGAUGGCGCCUACUACAUCUGCGCUUGAUGUGCAUCUACUCAUACCCGGCGUGACCCUCCCUUGGUCAGCUAUGAUACCUCUGUUCUUCGCGCUUGCUUUCUCGCAGGCAUUUCAUGAAGCUGGGCAUGCCAUCUGUGCCGCACUUGACCGCAUCCAGCUGUCAUCGACAGGCUUCUCCCUAACGCUUCUAAUUCCGGCGUUCUUCGUGGCACUACCUACCCCACUUCCAGCUCGUAGUGCGCCACGCAUCGCUGCAGCUGGCGCACUACACAACCUACUCCUAUUCGUCAUCUUCAGUAUACCGCUAUCGACCCUUUGGACCCAAGAUGUCUCAACGCGCGGAGCCGGCAUCGUCGCCGUCGACGGGGAUAUAUACGAUGGAUUGGCCGAUGUCCUAACUCCCGGGGAUAUCGUAGCCAGUCUUGAUGAUACCUCGCUUGCUGGAACCGGCACAGAAGCCUGGGAAGCGUACUUCGCGCGCUCUCAGACGACUGCCGACAAUGUGCCAUGGUGUGUCGACUCCGAAGUAUUCGCCACACAGCCCACGUCAGCGAAGUGCGAAGGAGGGACGAUCCUAUUUGGGGCACUCAACGCAGAAGGAGCCAUACCGGAGGGACAGACACGUUGUCUUGAUCCAGUGCCCAUCAUGGCAAGCGAACUUACGAGACGUUGUCCGUGUGGCCCAGGAAGCGUAUGCGUGCGCCCUGCACCAUCGGAGCCACCAAUUAUGCGCAUCCAGUUGGAGGAUGGACAUGUCGUACUUUGGCGCGGGCCGAAAAACGAAGUGUAUGAGCAAGUGGAGGUCGCGGAUCGUCUGCCGAGACUUGGCGGAGGCCCGCUCGGCCUUGGCUACAUCCUUACAGAUGCUGCAUCCACCUUCGCUAUCUACGUCCGUGCAUUAACGCUCUCGCUAUACCUGUUCAACUUGCUCCCUUUGCCCCGACUAGACGGUGCCCAACUACUGGACUCUAUACUGGACCUGUGGACUACCAGGCGCGAUACGCGAAUCGAAGUGGAGCUCGACGACGUAGAGCGGGGCGAUGGCACUAACCUUCCUGAGAAGAAAGCAAUGCAUGGACGGCGUACGACCUGGGCACAAGGGCUUGCACGCGGAGUGCGCGGUAUCGCUAUCGGACUACUUGUAUCCUGUAUCAUCUUAGGUCUAUUGACCGGAAUAAAAGAUGGGCUAUCAUAA
This is a messenger RNA of Peniophora sp. CBMAI 1063, 1641 nucleotides long. The record is from the annotation of a GenBank genome assembly. NCBI's taxonomy places the organism in Eukaryota, Fungi, Basidiomycota, Agaricomycetes, Russulales, Peniophoraceae.